CUAAACAAAAUCAAAUCAAAUCAAAGCCACGCUCCCAACCCAAUUCCUCUAUAAAUAUUGAAUAAUUGUUGCGCCUUUUUCAUUCACCAAAACCAAACACGCCUUUAACCACUGCAACUGUUUCCUCUAUGGCUUCUUCUUCGGUUUCAUUCGACGCUGCCAAGGACACGUUUGGCGAAGUCCAUGUUAUUGUGGGCCCCAUGUUCGCCGGGAAAACCACUGCCCUUCUUCGUCGCAUCAAAUCGGAGCUCAACGCCAAAAGGAGUGUGACGUUGUUGAAAUCGAGCAAGGACACACGAUACGCAAUUGACUCGGUUGUGACGCACGAUGGGGUUAAAUUUCCUUGCUGGGCGUUACCCGAUCUCUUGUCUUUUAGAGAUAAAUAUGGCCAUGAUGCUUAUCAAAAGUUGGAUGUUAUUGGCAUAGACGAGGCUCAAUUUUUUGAUGACCUUUAUGAGUUUUGCUGCAAGGCUGCUGAUGAAGAUGGUAAAACAGUAAUUGUUGCAGGCCUGGAUGGUGAUUACUUAAGGAGAAGCUUUGGCUCAGUGCUUCACAUAAUUCCACUUGCUGAUUCUGUGACCAAGUUAACAGCUCGUUGUGAGCUAUGUGGCAAACGUGCUUUUUUCACCUUGAGGAAGACAGAGCAGAGAGAGACUGAACUAAUUGGUGGGGCUGAUCUCUACAUGCCUGUCUGUCGCCUACACUACAUGAACAACCAAGUUGCUGAGAAGUGUGUUGUUCAAUCUCAAAAUGUUAAAAGUGAUUCCCUUCUUGAAGCAAUUGCAGAUGUUUAAGGGGUUGUUGGAAGUUGGCUUGCAUGUGGCCUCUACCAUGUUUAAUUUUUCAUAGAGCCAUAAUUGAAUCUCAAUGUUUUUCUUAUAUCACCCUUCUGUUCAUAUUUAAUUAUAUAUAUGUAUUUCAGUUUCUUAAAUCUUAAUGCUCCUUCAUGUUAUGUUACUUCUGGUGCCUGCCAUUUGGGUGGCUCUAUUGUUUGUCCUUUUCUUUUGACGUAUCUAUCUACUUGAAGUCAGGAAACUGCAAAACAAGUGUAGGGGAAUUAUUUGAAUGCAGCUUGAUGGUUUUCCCUUUGUUUAUUUGAA
This is a messenger RNA of Cajanus cajan (pigeon pea), 1100 nucleotides long. RefSeq names its product thymidine kinase a. Gene Ontology annotation, biological process: thymidine metabolic process. Gene Ontology annotation, molecular function: thymidine kinase activity; ATP binding. The record is from RefSeq and is a predicted model, not a curated record. NCBI's taxonomy places the organism in Eukaryota, Viridiplantae, Streptophyta, Magnoliopsida, Fabales, Fabaceae.